CGCAAAUAAGCCUCGGUCAGCGGCAGCAGAAAGAAGCGGAAAUCCCGCCAACAAACCUGGGAGAACGUGAGUCCCAAAACCACCGGAAACUUACACGCUUAAGAGCGGUGACUGCAGCGCUGGCAGCUCUGACCCCCCCCCCCCCCCCAAACCCUCCUCCUGCCGAUGUCCCCCUCCCAGCCUUUGCACUGAGGUUCACCCCCCUCCACAGAGAGCGUCAUGGUGGAUGUAACCAAAUGGCCCAUUUUCAGUCUGAUGGGGCCCCAGGAGCUCUCCACGAUACGGAAAGCCUGCGUGUUUGGGACGUCUGCUAAUGAGGCCAUCUUCAUCACUAAAGAUGAUGAGGUGUAUGUGAUCGGGCUGAACUGCAGCAGCUGCCUGGGGACAGGGGACAGUCAGAGCACCAUUGUUCCCAAGAAGCUGGACUUCCUGAGUGGGAGGAAGGUGGUGAGCAUGAGCUACGGCAGCGGACCCCACAUCCUGCUGGCCACAGAAGAUGGAGAGCUGUUCGCCUGGGGUCAUAACGGCUACAGCCAGCUUGGAAACGGGACGACCAACCAAGGAGUCGCUCCGGUGCUCGUGUCGGCUAACCUGCUGAAUAAGAAAGUCACGGAGGUGGCCUGUGGCUCUCACCACUCCAUGGCUCUCACUGACUCAGGAGAAGUAUAUGCAUGGGGCUACAACAACUGUGGUCAGGUGGGUUCAGGCUCCACAGCGAACCAGCCGACCCCCCGCAGAGUGUCGAGCUGUCUGCAGAACAAAGUGGCCGUCAGCAUCGUGUGCGGGCAGACCUCCUCUCUGGCGGUGGUGGACAACGGAGAGGUCUACGGUUGGGGCUACAACGGGAACGGGCAGCUCGGACUCGGAAACAACGGGAACCAGCUGACUCCCUGCCGCCUUGCAGUGCUGCAGGGUUUAUGUGUGCAGCAGAUUGUCUCCGGCUAUGCCCACUCUCUGGCUCUCACAGACGAGGGGCUGCUGUAUGCCUGGGGGUCCAACACUUACGGACAGCUGGGCACCGGCAACAAGAGCAACCAGCUGAGCCCGCUGCUCAUCAUGACGGAGAAGGAGCGGAUCGUGGAGGUCGCCGCCUGCCACUCCACACACACUUCAGCCGCUAAGACUCAGAGCGGUCAGGUGUACAUGUGGGGCCAGUGCAGGGGCCAGUCCAUAGUGCUGCCUCAACUCACACACUUCACCUGCACCGAUGAUGUGUUUGCCUGCUUCGCCACGCCCUCAGUCAUGUGGAGGCUUCUCUCCAUGGAGCACGAUGACUUCUUGACCGUGGCUCAGUCUCUGAAGAAAGAGUUUGACAACCCGGAGACGGCCGACCUCAAGUUCUGCGUUGACGGCAAAUACAUCUCCGUGCACAAAGCGGUUCUGAAAAUCAGGUGUGAACACUUCAGGUCCAUGUUCCAGUCGCACUGGAACGAAGACAUGAAGGAGGUGAUCGAAAUAGAUCAGUUCUCCUACCCGGUGUACCGCUCCUUCCUGGAGUUCCUCUACACCGACUCUGUGGAGCUGCCUCCUGAGGACGCUAUCGGGCUGCUGGAUUUGGCCACGUCCUACUGUGAGAACCGCCUGAAGCGUCUCUGUCAACAAAUCAUCAAGAGAGGCAUCACCGUGGAAAACGCCUUCUCGCUGCUGGCGGCUGCGGUGCGCUACGAUGCAGAGCAGGACCUUAACAGCAAUGCUGCAUCAAAGGUACAGAGAAGAUAAGGAGCAGGAAAAAAUAGGGAAGCUAACAUAUUGCUGCUACAUAAGGAAAUGGAUUAGAAGUAGGUGAGUAGGAGAUGCUGUAACAUGCAGACACACACAAGGAGCGCAUCAGAUAUAUUAUUUGCUUAUGAUUAUUACAUAUUUUAAUCCAAUAAGACAUGCUUAUCCCCUGGGAAACUGCAUUCAUUUCUGAUGCUCUGGACUUUGGUUUGUUAUUUCCCUGAUAUUAAGAUGUGAACAAACCGGUCAGUUAUUGCGCUACGGCCCUAAAGCCUCUCCAAAAAAAAAAGAACAUGGGGCCAACAUGAAGAAACCUUUUCUAAUCUGUGCUCUUAUCUCUGUCCUUCAGGACCUGGAGGAGUUCUGCUUUAAGUUCUGCGUGAACCACCUGACCGAGGUGACCCAGACCGCCGCUUUCUGGCAGAUUAACGGCGACCUGCUGAAAGAUUUCAUUUGUCGAGCCAGCCGCUGUGGAGCCUUCAAAAACUGACCAAUCAUAGACUCAUUAUAGACUCAGAGGCAGAGGAUGCCGUGAAGACUCUAGGAGAGACUUCUUAAAGGACUCUGUCACUCUCAUUCUGCUGGAAACACCUUCUCUGACGGGUGGUUACACAACCUUUUAGACACAUCCCUGUCAGAUUAUUCCUUUCAUCCCACACUUUUUCUAGACGUGAGUGGACAUCCCACAUUGCAGUAUUUUUUCCACAGUGUCUGACUUCUGCUUACUUAACACAUAUUGUGUAAACACAGGGUUUAUAUGCAUUGCGAGACUUGCUAUCGCUUGAUCGAGUUGUUGUUUUCAACUUGAAAUAUUCUCACCAGUUGCCUGAUAUCACUUUACCUUUUUCUAUUGCUGACCAACUUACUUCUUUAGUGUUUGCACUUGUUUGAAAUAUGAUUUUGUUUCUUUUCACUGAAAGAAAGCAGCAUGGUUUGGGUGUGCCAUCUGAAAAUGUGGAUGACGUUUGAGGCUGUUUGCACUUUCAGACGUCAGGACAGAGCAAGUGUUUUGCAGACUGGACGUUCAUAUAUCAACAAUACAGAUUCAAGCCUUAAUUCAAAGGAAAAUGUGCCACCUUGAAUGUUGAGGUCCAAUCAGUGUUGACUUGUAAAUGUUAAUUGAAGCUAUAAAUCCCUCAGUGUGCGCUAUAUUGGCCCAGUAAUCUGAGUCCUCCGGGAAGCAUUUUACUCAUACAACUCAUCCCUUUUGAUCAAAUUAAGAGAUGUAUCUUUUAGUUCUUUACAUCCAACCAGGUCACUUUAAAUAACUCCAUAGGUUCAGGAAAAGCACUCUUUUCAGCUUUUAACAGCAGGCACUGAGGAUUGUAUUCAACCACAAUGUUCGACAUCCAGAAAAAAAGUGGCACAUUUUCUCUUUAAUUCUGUCUAGGUCAAACUCCAGUGAGAUUCUUAGUGCUGCUGGUUGAGGUGUGAUCUUGUUUUGGUUGUAAAACUCGGGUUUUUUUUAAGUGAGUUUUAUACUCAAACUGUUACAAGUGUGAAAUGAUGGAUACCACAUAUUAGACAAUCUUGUUUUGUGCAGCUACAACUCAUACCAUUCAGAAAGCUUCUCCAAUUUGUGCGUGAUGAUAAGUCAGCGGUAAUGCAAAGGACGUUAACAUUUAAAAUCAGUUUACAGUGAGACAUGAGGCCUUGCAGAAGCUUGAGCUGACUUGUCUUGGUGGAUGAAAAAGUUUCUGUCAGUGUUAACAUUUACUAAGUUGAGUGACACGCCGUGAGAAUGUGGAAGAAAAUGUUCGCUCAUUUUUCAAUUGUGACAUUUUGUGACCUUUUCCCAAACAAAUGAAGAAAAAUGAAACUUUGGUCACCUGUAAGCAAGUAUUUUUGAAUAGUAAUAAACAUAUUGCAAUCAACCAAAAUGGAAAA
This is a messenger RNA of Eleginops maclovinus (Patagonian blennie), 3606 nucleotides long. Its product is annotated as RCC1 and BTB domain-containing protein 1-like. The record is from RefSeq and is a predicted model, not a curated record. The transcript has 12 exons. NCBI's taxonomy places the organism in Eukaryota, Metazoa, Chordata, Actinopteri, Perciformes, Eleginopidae. Gene Ontology annotation, molecular function: protein binding. Bases 220 to 1719 code for a protein of 499 amino acids.